GAUCAAGCUACUAACUAUAUCAAAUAUCAUGAUAUUGGUAUAAAUCUUCAUGAAAGAUUAUACAAAUUUCUGGUCGAUUUUGCCAAGCUACAAAAGGAAGCAUUUAUUGCACAAAAGCGAUUAUGUGAAAAACAUUUGUCUGAUGCACAGAAGUAUUUUGGUGUUUCUAAUAGCUAUGUUUCAUUUUUUAAUGAACUUGUUCAAAUUGUUCAGCAUAUCGUAGAUGCUGAAAACUUAAUUUCAUGCUCCUUCGAAAUACACGCUGGUAGCGAAGGUAAAUCGAUUAUUGAAGAUGAAAGAAGACAAUUGAAACGAUGGAAAAAUGAAAGAUCAAAAUUAUCAAAUGAACUAAAAUCUCAAACACGUAUUAUCGAUGAUGAAAUUAAACGAUAUCGAGAUAAAUAUCGUGAUAUGAUCAAGGCUAAAGAAGACUAUGAACGCAUCAACGCUGAUCAGAGUCAUUCACAAUUUGAUGUCGAAAAGGCUUUAAAUUAUGCACGAUUGAAAGAGAUUGAUUUUGAGAGAGCACGAAAAGAUUAUUCUGCUGCUUUGAACCAAUUUAAUUUAUACCGUCAAGAUUAUUACUUUCGUUGUUUACCAUCAUGGGCACAAGUUGGCAAAAGUUUAGAAGUUGAAAGAUAUGCACGUACCCAAUCUUUAAUCAAUAUAUUAUAUGAACGGUUACGAGUGGCAGUUGAUCGUAUGAACAAUGUAUGCGAUGAAUUCAAAUCAGUGUGUACACAUCUUAAUUCAGAUCAAGAUUCUAAAGAAAUUAUAGAAUAUUUACAAAGUAAUAAUCCACCGCCUGGGGAUAUUGCUUUUGUGGAUCUAUAUUCAUCUGCAGUGAAUAAUAGUACUAUACCAUCAACCGUUAAACAGUCAACAUAUGCAAAACCACAAAGAACUAAUUCAAGUGAACCAAUUUAUUCAUCGGGUAGUGUUGUUCUUCCAUCGAAUUUUCACUGUUCCGUAUGGGCAGCAGAUAAUGCAGCGUUGGAAUCGAGUAAACAAUGUGGUGGUAACAAUAAUAAUGAUAAUAAUAAUAAUUAUGUACCAUCAUCUUUCACUUCCAUUGGAGACUCAAUCUAUGGUGAAUCCGGUUCCAUAUACUCUGCAUCUUAUGCUUCAACAACAUCAACUAAUGGUUUACACAAUGAUGGAGUCGGCGUUGGUAGUAACUGUAGCCGUCGUCCAAGUGUUAGUGAUAAUCAUAGUGCGUCAAAUCUACGCAAUCCUUCUAUGCCUAUAAAUGGUGCAGGGUUUUUGCGGAGAAUUUUUUCACGACGUAGUAGG
Messenger RNA from Schistosoma intercalatum, 1293 nucleotides. NCBI's taxonomy places the organism in Eukaryota, Metazoa, Platyhelminthes, Trematoda, Strigeidida, Schistosomatidae. The record is from the annotation of a GenBank genome assembly.